CGGGCGGGCGGCGGGCCGGCAUCCAACGGGCUUGUCACGUGGCCCUCAUGCGCCCGCCGCAGGCACCGAGGCCGAGGACGUGCUGGGGGAGCUCGAGUACGAGAAGGUGCCGUACUCAUCGCUGCGCCGCACCCUGGACCAGCGCCGGGCCCUGGUCAUGCAGCUCUUCCAGGAUCAUGGCUUCUUCCCCUCGGCCCAGGCCACGGCAGCGUUCCAGGCGCGCUACGCCGACAUCUUCCCCUCCAAGGUGUGUCUGCAGCUGAAGAUCAGGGAGGUCCGGCAGAAGAUCAUGCAGGCGGCCACCCCCACGGAGCAGCCCCCGGGCGGCGAGGCCCCCGGACCCCCGACCGCCAGCGUGGGGGCCCCCCCGCCCCCCACCGAGGGCCCCGAGUCACCCCCGCCUGCCCCAGACUCUUCCUCCUCCUCCUCUUCCUCCGGCCCCCCGGCUGUGCCUCCCCAGUCCUCAGAGCCAGCGCCCGGCGAGUCCGGCUGGGACGGAGCGGCCCAGGCUUCCCCUCCACCCCCUGGUCCCUCUCCCGGGGGCAGGUGAGGUGUCGGCCGGGGAGCUACAUCCCCGAGGGCCUGGAGCGCCCCAUCGAGGAGACGGAGGCCCGUGUGGGCCCUGGGUGAGGGGUGAGGGGCAGGAAGCUGGGGGAGCUGUCCACGAGCCCCCCCAGGAGGAAGAAGGCCCCCCACUUCUCCCCUCCCCGGGCUGUCAGGGAGGCAAGGGCAGAGGGCCCGGCCCCCAGGAGCCCUGUACAUAGCCUGGAGUCGGUCACCCUGGGAAUCUUUUCACUCUACUUUAUGCAAAAUGGCUCGUGAGGGCAGGACUGACUGCCAGGGACAGAUGCCCCCCCCAGGGGUGCAGGGAAGGCCCAGGACUGAGGGGGGGUGCCACUCCCCUCUCCCCUCCCUCAAGGGCCGGACUCAGGUUAGUUUGGGGGGGCCCCCUGCACUUUGGCCCUAGGUGGGGGCAGGGCAGGAUGUGCCCCUUCCCCCUUCCCUGCCCCCCAGGCUGGACUUUCUAAGAAGGCGACCCCCCCCAACAAUACAUGUUGAUCAUGUGCAAUAUUUCUUACUGUGCCGAGAAGCCUCGAAGACCGAGAUUAAAGCUGUUUUAACACACGUG
Messenger RNA from Gracilinanus agilis (Agile Gracile Mouse Opossum), 1129 nucleotides. Its product is annotated as protein capicua homolog. Gene Ontology annotation, molecular function: RNA polymerase II transcription regulatory region sequence-specific DNA binding; DNA-binding transcription factor activity, RNA polymerase II-specific. Gene Ontology annotation, biological process: regulation of transcription by RNA polymerase II. Lineage: Eukaryota; Metazoa; Chordata; Mammalia; Didelphimorphia; Didelphidae. The record is from RefSeq and is a predicted model, not a curated record. The transcript has 2 exons. Gene Ontology annotation, cellular component: nucleus. The annotation marks the transcript as partial.